AUGAAGUCUCACAAAAAUCAUAAAGAUUCAGUUGUGAAUAGUUGUUUUGUGAGUCAGAGAAAUCACCGCUUUCUUCAUUUUUGUUUGGAAAACAAGAUGAGUCGUUUCCCCAAAAUGAUUCUACUUUUCGUCGGCCUUCUGCUCCCGAUUGCCAUUUAUGCAUCGCCAGUUGUCGAACAGACAGAGCCCGUCAAGUUGACCCUCGAAAUAAACGUCACUGAUCCGCUCGACGCCGACAACUCGACCGCCAAGGGCAAAGAGGAAUCCCCGUUCACGCAAGUGCUCAACUUUACCAAGGGACUCUUCGAGAAUGUAAAGAAAAUUGCCGAAUACGUCGCAAAGGUCAAAGACAUCGUCGUGAAAGCUUUUGAAACGGUGAAAGAGCUGCUGAAGAAAGAAGAGGAAAACGCGACGACGACAACGACAACGACAGCGAAGAUUCUCAUCGAAAUUUAUGAGACAACCACCCUGAAGGCUAUCGCAUUGGAUAAAGAGGAGAAAAAGGAUCAUCUAACCGUGCCUCCUGCUUCACCCAAAGCA
Molecule: messenger RNA, 540 nt
Organism: Mesorhabditis belari
Lineage: Eukaryota; Metazoa; Nematoda; Chromadorea; Rhabditida; Rhabditidae
Source: the annotation of a GenBank genome assembly